Messenger RNA from Prunus armeniaca (apricot), 243 nucleotides. The record is from the annotation of a GenBank genome assembly. Lineage: Eukaryota; Viridiplantae; Streptophyta; Magnoliopsida; Rosales; Rosaceae.
AUGGAUGGUCUUCAACAGGGAAGAAGGCGAGAACCUUCGGUGAGGGAAGAGCCUGCAGAAGACAAAGUAGGAGAAGCAGUCGUCAAGCUUCAGACACCGAUGUGGUGCCGGUCAAAGGCUCUUCGAUACCUAAGUCAGCUAUCAGUGGGAAGUGAAAGUGAGAGGUUUGCACAAAGUUUCGAUGCGGGAAUUUGUGCAAGUCGUUUUGGUGAUGACACGUGUCUUGGAGAUUAUGUUCGGUAG